This is a messenger RNA of Paramecium pentaurelia, 723 nucleotides long. The record is from the annotation of a GenBank genome assembly. NCBI's taxonomy places the organism in Eukaryota, Ciliophora, Oligohymenophorea, Peniculida, Parameciidae.
AUGAAUAAUUAUUAUUAAUUUAUCAACCAGAUAUCCAUUCCCAAAUAGCAAUUACUCAUAAAAACUACUCCAGAAGUUAUUAAUUUUAAUACUAAUAGCAACAAUUUUACUAAUAAAAUCAAAUGUUAAACUAAAUUAACUAAUGAAAAUAAAAUUGAAUAAAAUAUCAGGUUAUAUAAAGAUUAAUCAACCUAAUGUGAGUUAAUAACAUAAGAUUAAACUACAUAAUGUGAAUAAUUAUCUGAACAAGAUGAAUAUAUUAUGUAACUUGUAAAAUCAAAAAUAACAUACACUAAUGGUCUACUCUCAUAGAUGGAAUCCAUAGAUAUGAAUGAUUUACAACCAAGGUAAGCAAUCUCAAUAUAAUAAUCUAUUACAAAUCCAUCAAUAUUGAUGGCAUUUAUAUAAGAAAAUAAUAAUACAAUAUAUGAAUAAUUGUUAGUAAAUCAAAACUAGACUUUUUUAAAUACAAUCUCAUAAUUGACUAACAAUAAAUAAAUAAGUGAUAUAAAAAACUAGAUAUAAUAAUUUUUAGAUAUAUUAAUUUUAAUCAAUUAAGGUUUAAUCGACUAAAAUUUUAGGAAAGAUUAUAGCAUUGUUGAUUAAUUAUCAUUUAAUGAAAACUAUUGUGAACAAUAAUCUCCAGGAUGGCUCUUAACACCUACAAUAAAAAUUGCAGACAGUUAGAACUUUUCUACUGAUUCGCUUAUCAUGAAUAAAUGA